This is a messenger RNA of Erigeron canadensis, 1259 nucleotides long. Its product is annotated as protein SRC2. The record is from RefSeq and is a predicted model, not a curated record. Lineage: Eukaryota; Viridiplantae; Streptophyta; Magnoliopsida; Asterales; Asteraceae. The transcript has a single exon. Gene Ontology annotation, biological process: defense response. The coding region runs from base 139 to 1140 and encodes 333 amino acids.
CCAUUUAUUCUUCAUCUCCAAUUCUACACGCACACUCGGUUUUCUCUUCCUAUAUAUAUAUAUUCCCCUUAUUUUCAGUUUCACAAAUUUAAUAAUUAAUAAUUCCUAUUUCUGGAUCCAAUUUCAAUUAACAAAAUCAUGGCGACAUUAAGAUCGCUAGACGUGACAAUAAUCUCAGCAAAAGGGCUUAACAAAGUCAACUUAGUUGGCAAAAUGGAUGUAUAUGCAGUUGUCUACAUCAACAACACAAUAACAGGAAACCAAGAUCAGAAACAAAAGACCCAUGUCGACAAAGACGGCGAUUCUAGUCCGACAUGGAAUUAUUCGAUGUCUUUCAAAUUUGACGAAUCUGCUGCGUUACAGAACAGGCUAACACUUGUUGUCAAGAUCAAAACUGAAGGGAUGUUUGGUGAUAAAGAUCUUGGUGAAGUUCAUGUUCCUGUUAAGGAGCUUUUAGAUGGUGUUACUAAUAAUGGAAAGCCGUUACAGUUUGUUAGUUAUCAAGUUAGGAAACCAUCAGGAAAACCCAAAGGGGAGUUGAGUUUUAGUUAUAAGUUAGCUGAACGACCUGCUCCUGUUGGUAAAUUGGAUGAUCAACCUGUAACGGCUUAUCCGGCUGGAAAUCCAGCUGGAAUAGGUAAUAAUAGUAUUCCAACCGGAAAGGUUGACCAGCCGGAUAAGCCAAAUGGAAAGGCUGAUGAGCCUGUGACAGCUUAUCCAGCUGUUGGGCCGUCUGGAUCUGGCGGCCCAGGAUCUUUGUAUCCACCAGUUUAUGCAGCAGCCCCACCUGUUGUGACUGGGGCUGCUUCGGUUGCUGGACCAUAUCCACCUGCAACAGGAGGCGUGUAUUACCCGCCUCCUGCGGGUUAUCCACAACCACCACCACAAAGUGGAUAUGCAUACCAGCAACCACAACCGGGUUAUGGCGGAUAUCCUCCAUAUCCGCCACCUGGGUACGGUGGCUACCCGCCCCCACAACCGGGGUAUGGAUAUCCCCCGGUUCAACAACCACAACAGGCUCAAAAGAAGGGCAAGUUUGGUAUGGGAUUGGGAGCAGGGUUGCUUGGAGGUGCGUUGGGUGGUUUGUUGAUCGGUGAUAUUGUGUCAGAUGCUAGCGGUGGUUGCGGUGGCGACUUUUAAUAUAAAAGGUGUGUAUUUUUAGGAUGUUUGUUUUCAUAUGAAAGAGUAAAAGGCAUGUGUAUUGCCUUGUAAUAAUUGUCAUAUCUAUUAUCAAUAAUAGAUGGAAAAGAACUUGUGUA